Messenger RNA from Parascedosporium putredinis, 2547 nucleotides. NCBI's taxonomy places the organism in Eukaryota, Fungi, Ascomycota, Sordariomycetes, Microascales, Microascaceae. The record is from the annotation of a GenBank genome assembly.
AUGUCCAACACCGAGAUCAAUCAGGUUUUGGCCAAUUCGCUGUCUCCAGACGCGACUCUCCGCAAUGAUGCCGAACAACAACUUUCACAAGCCGCCGAAAACAACUUCCCCCUAUACCUUGCCACUCUAGUACAAGAACUUGCCAACGAGUCCGCGCAAGGUCCCAUCCGAGCCGCUGCCGGUAUUGCGCUCAAGAACGCCUUCACAGCCCGCGAUUUUGCGCGACACCAAGAACUCCAAUCCAAAUGGCUACAACAAACUGACGAUGACACGAAAGCGAGGGUCAAGGAGCUCACCCUCCAGACGCUUAGCUCAUCUAAUGCACAAGCUGGUACCGCUGCCGCUCAGGUCAUCGCCGCUGUCGCGGCUAUCGAGCUUCCUCGGGGUCAGUGGUCUGACUUGAUGACUAUUCUUGUCAAGAAUGUUAGCGAAGGUGCCCCUCAUCAGAAGCAGGCUUCUUUGACCACAAUCGGCUACGUUUGCGAAUCCCAGGACCCCGAGCUCAGGGCCAGCCUCAUCAGCCAUUCCAACGCCAUCCUCACAGCCGUUGUCCAGGGUGCGCGGAAGGAGGAGGAAAACCUCGAGGUUCGCCUCGCUGCCAUCACUGCCCUCGGCGACUCGCUCGAGUUUGUCGGUAACAACUUUCGAAAUGAAGGCGAACGUAAUUACAUCAUGCAAGUGGUUUGCGAGGCAACUCAGGCUUCGGAUCCCCGCAUACAGCAGGGCGCCUUUGGCUGUCUGAACCGCAUCAUGGGUCUCUACUAUGAUAACAUGCGCUUCUAUAUGGAGCGUGCCCUCUUUGGACUCACCAUCCUGGGCAUGAAGUCGGAUGACGAGGACGUUGCCAAACUCGCCGUCGAGUUUUGGAGCACGGUUUGUGAGGAAGAGAUCAGCAUUGAGGAUGAUAACGCGACAGUCGAGAACUCUGACCAGAUCCGGCCAUUUUACAACUUUGCUAGGGUCGCUGCCAACGAGGUCGUGCCUGUCCUUCUCUCCCUCCUUACCAAACAGGACGAGGACGCUACUGAUGACGAGUACAACCUUUCACGAGCUGCCUAUCAGUGCUUGUCCCUAUACGCCCAAGCCGUGGGCUCCUCUAUUCUCACACCCGUUCUCCAGUUUGUGGAGGGCAACUUGCGCAACGAUGACUGGCACAACCGUGACGCCGCCGUCUCUGCUUUUGGUGCUGUCAUGGAGGGUCCCGAGGAAAAGGUUUUGGAUCCCAUCAUCAAGCGUGCUCUCCUUCCCCUGAUUGCUAUGAUGGAUGAUAGCUCUUUGCACGUCAAGGACUCGACCGCUUACACCCUGGGCCGCAUUACUGAGGCGUGCCCGAGCGCCAUCGAUGCCGCGACCCACCUCCAGCCUCUGAUUCAGUCCCUCUUCAACGGUCUUACCAACCACCCCAAGAUGGCGGCUUCCUGCUGCUGGGCUCUCAUGAACUUGGCUGAGCGGUUUGCCGGCGAGCCCGGAGCUCAGAGCAACUCCCUCACUCCCCAUUUCAAUGACAGUGUCACUCACCUCCUUACCCUCUCUGCUCGCAAUGACUGCGACUCUGCCACCCGAACUGCCGUGUACGAAGUAUUGAACGUCUUCGUUCAGAACGCCGCCAACGAGAGCCUUCAGGCUGUUGCCUCGCUCUCCGAUGUCAUCCUCAAGAGGCUCGAGGAGACGGUCCCCAUGCAGUCCCAAGUCGUCAGCGUCGAGGACAAGAUUACCCUCUCUGACAUGCAGACCAGCUUGUCCACUGUCCUUCAGGCCAUCAUCCUCCGGCUCGACAAGGAGAUUGCGCCCCAAGGUGAUCGCAUCAUGCAGGUCCUGCUCCAGAUUCUCAGCACCGUGGGUGGCAAGUCUAGUGUUCCCGAGGCCGUAUUUGCAGGGAUUAGCGCUCUUGCGACAGCUGUUGGAGAAGACUUCGUCAAGUACAUGGAGGCCUUCAGCCCGUUCUUGUACAGCGCUCUUGGCAACCAGGACGAGCCUGGCCUCUGUUCCAUGGCUAUUGGCCUGGUCAGCGACAUCACCCGCUCCUUGGCGGAGCGCAGCCAACCCUACUGCGAUAACUUCAUGAACUAUCUCCUGAAUAACCUCAGGAGCACCACCCUCUCCAACCAGUUUAAGCCCGCUAUUCUCCAGUGCUUUGGUGAUAUUGCCGUUGCUAUUGAGGGCCACUUUGAGACGUAUCUGCCCGUCGUCGCCCAAGUCUUGCAGCAGGCCUCGAGCGUUACGGCCUCCCCGAGGGUCCUUACGAGAUCUGGUGCGCUUGAACAAUUCGUGCCUUCCAUCUUCACUCUCCUCCAGUUGAUCGCAGACGACCUCAACCGAAGCGAGGCCCUCAUGCGAUCGGCCAUGGGUGUCAUUGGCGAUCUUGCGGAUGCCUACCCUAACGGCGAGCUUGUAGAAGCUUUCCGCCAGGAGUGGCUCACUACCAUGAUUAAGCAGACAAAGUCCAACCGCGACUUCCAGCCUCGCACGAUCGAGACUGCUCGGUGGGCCCGCGAGUUGGUUAAGCGCCAAGUCGGUGGCCAGGCUGGAACCAUGCAGCAGGCCUAA